This is a messenger RNA of Effrenium voratum, 1066 nucleotides long. The record is from the annotation of a GenBank genome assembly. Lineage: Eukaryota; Dinophyceae; Suessiales; Symbiodiniaceae.
GGCCAAACAAGACGUUAAGCACUGCAAGAGACUUAGACUCUGAGCACCCGAUCAGGCCAUGCCUUCUCUGCGGAAGCGCGGCGCCAGCCUGGCGCCUCUGUUGCUGGGCGCAUACCUGGCGAGGGGCUUCGUGGGCCUGGCCAUCAGCGGCCGGGCGCCGCAGGUGAGCCGGGCCUUCUUCGGCCUCUUCGGCUCUCCCGAGGGCUCGCCCAACCCCAUCCCCAAUGCGCCGCCGGAGAACGGUGUCCACUACCUGACCAACGGCCGCAUGUAUCCUCCCUGGCCUCAAGGCAUGCAGGAGGCGAUGUUUGGCAUGGGCUGCUUCUGGUGCUCCGAGAACAUCUUCAUGCGAGUGCCGGGGGUGUACUCCACCCAGGUGGGCUACGCCGGGGGCAAAAUUGAGAACCCCAGCUACCAGGACGUGUGCACCGGCGCCACGGGGCACAACGAGGUGGUGCGCGUGGUCUACGACCCACAGAAGGUGUCCUACGUUGAGCUGCUGAAACUCUUCUGGGAGAAACACGAUCCCACCACGCUGAACCAGCAGGGAAACGACUUCGGCACCCAGUACCGUUCAGGUAUCUACUACUACACUGAGCAGCAGCGGCGCCUCGCGGAAGCCACCCAGGAGCGGUAUGCAGACGCCAUUGGGUCUGCGGCGUGGGGCAGGAGCAUCUCCACCGAGAUCGUGCCGGCGCCGCAAUUUUACUACGCCGAGAACUUUCACCAGCAGUACGACGCCAAGCCCAACGCCCGGGGCUACUGCGGCCUGCGGCCCCUGAAUGUCCAGCUGGACAUUUCCGGCCUGGAGGAGCGAGAGCCGGCCGACGCCUAAUCGGAGUUGACUGCGCGUGUCGCGACAAGCCAAUUGCACAGUGAGGGACCUGAGGGAUGCCACGUUCGGAAUGACACUGUGGAAGCGCCACCUCUGCAUUGUUGAUAUCUUCCUUGGGCACCUCUCAUUUCAACCCGGACUUCGAUCUUCGAUCUUCGAUCUUCCCGCGCGCUCUGCGCGGCUCAUUUUUCGGCGGGCAAAGCGCCGCGCUCGAGAAAAGUUCUUUCGGAG